Messenger RNA from Thrips palmi, 710 nucleotides. RefSeq lists its product as uncharacterized. The transcript has 3 exons. Gene Ontology annotation, molecular function: odorant binding; olfactory receptor activity. Gene Ontology annotation, biological process: sensory perception of smell. NCBI's taxonomy places the organism in Eukaryota, Metazoa, Arthropoda, Insecta, Thysanoptera, Thripidae. Gene Ontology annotation, cellular component: membrane. The record is from RefSeq and is a predicted model, not a curated record. The coding region runs from base 12 to 572 and encodes 186 amino acids.
UGUGUGCUCAAAUGAUACCUACCACUACGGUAGUGCAUGUGACGCUAGCACUGGUGUCCGCUGCGUUGCUCCGCACCUUGGCGCUCGCUGUCAAGAAUGCCCACUGCCGCGCGCAGCUGCACUCGGUGCUGGACGACCACCGCGCCCUUCUUCUGGUGGUGGACCGCUUCAGCCGAGUGUUCGAAGAGCCGCUGUUCCACAUGCACGCCGGCGCCCUGGCGUUCGCGCUGCUGGCCACCACCUCGUUGGUCAAGGGCCACCGCGACUUCUACGUGGUGGGCCUGCUGCCAACCUCCUUCGCCUAUCCCACCAUCAUGGGGCUGGAGGGCGACCUGGUGCAGGAGGCGGGUGAACAGAUGCUGUUGAUGGCCUACGCCAGCCCGUGGCCAAGCCGGCUGUUCCAGGACGCUGCGGGGCUGGCCUUCAACAGGGACGUACUGGCUAUCAUGCUGCGCGCAUCCAGACCCGUCAACCUCAAGGCCCGCUGGCUGGGGUCGCUGUCCCUCCACACUCUGCACCGUAUCCUGGGCAGCUGGUACUCAUUCACGCAGCUCUACAUGGGACUCAGCUGACGUGCAGUACCAUUAUUUGGAUUCCACUGCACCGUGCUUCGUCGGCCGAAUUGCUUCAGAACCGAGAAUACGUAUAAAUAGGCUAGUGGACUGCAAAGCGGCACUUAACAAUCUCAAAUAGAAUCUCGGAAAAAUUCU